AGCGGCACUAUUUAACCAGUCGAAGCUUCUUGCAAUGACAACACGUGUUGACCACGGGCUGCCGUAAAGAUGUCCCACUGUGUCGGGAAGUGUCGUAAAUUCUCAUCUCCACUGGUUAAUUCUCACUCAAUGAUGGCAACAAUAGGUCGGGUGAUCAGGUGCAAAGCAGCUGUUGCUUGGGAGCCGAGGAAGCCUCUAUCUAUUGAAGAAGUGGAAGUUGCCCCUCCCAAGGCCCAUGAAGUCCGCAUCAAGGUUGUUGCUACAGGUGUGUGCCACACAGACUGGGAAUACCUGUAUGAAACUGGAAAAGGGAUGACUUUCAGGCCGUUUCCGUUAGUUCUUGGCCAUGAGGCAGCAGGGAUAGUUGAGAGUGUUGGCCCAGAAGUCACCAAAUUCUCUCCCGGGGAUAAAGUCAUUCCUCUUUUUUUGCCAUAUUGUGGAGAGUGUGUGCGUUGUCGAAGCAACAAAACUAAUCUCUGCAGAAAAAACUGGGCAAAUACUCAAGUGGGCAUAUUGGCAGAUGGUACAAGCAGGAUUUCUUGCAAGGGGCAGCAGGUCUACCAGUUCCUUGGUGUCAGCUCUUUCUGUCAGUAUACUGUGGUUCCUGAUACUUCUCUUGCUAAAAUAAGAUCUGAUGCACCUUUGGACAAAGUCUGUCUGUUUGGCUGUGGAGUCUCCACUGGUUAUGGUGCUGCUGUUAAAACAGGCAAGGUUGAAAAAGAUUCCUCGUGUGCCGUUUUUGGGCUCGGAGCAGUAGGGCUGGCUGCCAUCAUGGGCUGCAAGGUUGCCAUGGCAAAAAGGAUCAUCGGGGUUGAUAUCAAUUCUGACAAGUUUGAGAAAGCCAGGGAGUUUGGAGCCACUGACUGUGUCAACCCAAGAGAACAUAGCAAGUCUAUCCAGCAGGUUCUGGUGGAGAUGACGGAAGGAGGGGUCGAUUACGCUCUGGAAUGUGUUGGAAGUCCAGCUAUCAUGAGUGCUGCGUUUGAGUCCACAACAGAGGCUUCAGGUACCUGUGUCAUUGCUGGGUGGACAGAGACAGAAUCAAUGGACGUCAAGGUGAUAAAGAUGCUGAUGGGGCGCACCUUGAAGGGGACGUAUUUUGGAGGCUGGAAGAGUGUGAUAGAUGUUCCUAAUCUGGUGGAUGACUACAUGAACAGCAAGUUGAAGCUGGAUGAGUUUAUCACUCACAACCUCCUGCUCGAUGAAAUCAAUGUGGCCUUUGACCUUCUGAAAUCUGGUGAAGGCAUCCGUACUGUGAUCAGGCUGCAAGACUCUGAAGAGGACAAGGAACCAACGACGACUACUAAAUAAGAUAUGCCACUGCUCUUUUUCAUGCAGUUAGUGAGAAAAACCUGAAAUAUUUAAUCUGCUUUGCUCUGUAGUAAAUUACAACAUUUGCCACUAGAUGGCAGUCUUAUCCUGCAUAAACCAGUUUGUUAUUGUCAUAAGCAUCAUACCUUUAUUAAAACAGUUUUCAAUUUG
Messenger RNA from Melanotaenia boesemani (Boeseman's rainbowfish), 1482 nucleotides. RefSeq names its product alcohol dehydrogenase class-3-like. The record is from RefSeq and is a predicted model, not a curated record. Bases 70 to 1311 code for a protein of 413 amino acids. Gene Ontology annotation, biological process: formaldehyde catabolic process. Gene Ontology annotation, cellular component: cytosol. Lineage: Eukaryota; Metazoa; Chordata; Actinopteri; Atheriniformes; Melanotaeniidae. The transcript has 10 exons. Gene Ontology annotation, molecular function: S-(hydroxymethyl)glutathione dehydrogenase [NAD(P)+] activity; zinc ion binding.